GCAUUCCUUACUUUCCAACUGCCAUCAUGUUACCAGAAACUACCUCAGUUCUUAUUAUUGGCACAGGCCCUACCGGGCUUACUGCUGCCAUUGCACUUGUCAAACAAGGUAUUCAGGACAUCAUCAUUGUUGAUGCUCAACUACAGGGCCAGAACUCAUCUCGCGCUGUUGUCGUUCACGCAGCAACCCUGGAGGCGCUGGAGAGUAUAGGAUGCGUAGAAGCCGUCAUCGCCCAAGGCGUGAAGGGCAGGGGGAUGAUGUUCAACAGGAACUCCGCUACAUUUAUUUCUGCAGAGUUUCAGGGCUUGUUGACACCGUACACUCGCUAUGACUUUGUGUUGCUCGUACCCCAGACGGUGGUUGAAGAUGUCCUGCAUGCUGAGCUCGUUCAUCAGGGCGUGCAAGUCCUGCGUCCCCAGCGCGUUGUUGGUAUGGCAGGCAGCAAGGACCACAAAGGUCUGAACGUGACUUUCGAGUCUGGAGAAGCUAUCAGGGCUGACUACGUCAUUGGUGCUGAUGGGAAGAACUCCGUCGUUCGAGAACUUGCCGGUAUAUCCUACAUCGAUCCCGACGACACUCCUAUCGAUGAUUCCAUUUCUCAAUUGGUACUUGCAGACGUUGUAUUCUCCCCUCGACAUACUUCCCUCUCUGACGACUGCUUAAUGGCCCAUGUCUCACCCUCGGGCGUGUUCUUGACACUCCCACUGCCUUCAUAUCACCCUGAUUUAUUGUCAGACGACAUGGUUCACAGAAUUAUGUUCAACAUUCCAGCGUCGUUGGGCCCUCCACCCUCCAGCCCAUCGACAGAGUACCUCCAGAACCUACUAAACACUCAGGGACCCGCCCAUAUGUCUUCGGAUCCAGCCGUGAACCAGCAGCCUAUUCACAUCACAAAGACUGUUUGGUCGUCAAGGUACAGGACAAGUUCCGCCAUUGCUGGUACGUUCUUCAAGCCUUUGUAUAAUGAGGAAGGGUUUUUGAGUGGCAGAGUUGCAAUUAUCGGUGAUGCAGCACACACUCAUUCACCCUUGGGAGGCCAGGGUAUGAAUCUUGGUAUUCGAGACGCGGUCUUCUUGGCGCUGGCACUCAAAAACAGUCUUCUGGAGAACACGGAUGACGAAUUGGAAACCUGGGCUUUGACGAGACGCACACGUGCUUUGACGACCGUACAGAUGACAAAACAAAUCGCAGCUUCAGCGAGCCAUAUCCUUUCUCCGAACAGAUUCGUAGCGUUUGUGUCGUUUUGGAUAUUUAGGUUUCUGACAAGAUUUGCAUUCUUGAGACGUAUGGCCGCUUGGAGACUAAGUGGGCUAGGAAAUCGCUGACAUCACGAACUACUUUCUAUAGCUGAAGAAAUGAAACAUG
Molecule: messenger RNA, 1365 nt
Organism: Guyanagaster necrorhizus
Lineage: Eukaryota; Fungi; Basidiomycota; Agaricomycetes; Agaricales; Physalacriaceae
Product: FAD/NAD(P)-binding domain-containing protein
Exons: 4
Coding region: 27-1325 (432 amino acids)
Molecular function (GO): FAD binding; oxidoreductase activity
Source: RefSeq, a predicted model, not a curated record